GUGUGUAUCAUACUGCGAACAAAAUCGGAAUAGGGAGAGAAGCCGGAGAGGACAGAUACCGAUACAGUGGGGGGAAAUGAGCGGGGUAGGGAAGAAGGUUGCCGACGUUGCGUUCAAGGCCGGAAAGACAAUUGAUUGGGAAGGAAUGGCGAAGCUUCUCGUCUCCGAUGAGGCUCGCAAGGAGUUCGGUUCCCUCCGCCGCGCCUUCGACGAUGUUAAUUCCCAGCUUCAGACCAAGUUCAGCCAGGAACCUGAACCAAUAGACUGGGAAUAUUACAGAAAGGGACUUGGUUCUCGCCUGGUAGAUAUGUACAAGGAGGCAUAUGAGAGCAUUGAAAUCCCUAAAUAUGUAGACACUGUCACUCCCCAGUAUAAGCCAAAGUUUGAUGCCUUGCUGGUAGAGCUGAAAGAAGCAGAGGCAAAAUCACUCAAGGAGUCUGAAAGACUAGAAAAAGAAAUUGCUGAUGUCCAAGAGUUGAAGAAAAAGCUCAGCACAAUGACAGCGGAUGAGUACUUUGCUAAGCAUCCAGAGCUAAAGAAGAAGUUUGACGAUGAAAUUCGGAAUGAUUACUGGGGGUACUAGUCAGUCAUCUCAUGAUGGAACUGCUUUUGGCACGUCUUAGUGAUCUUCUAUUCAGUUCAUGUCUGGUUUAUAUAUUACAUAUAUGCAAGAGAGAGAACUCUUCGGUUCCUGAUCUUUUCUCAUUAAAAUUAUUUCCUUGCUCUUGACAAGUUGUAUUUCUUAAUUUUAAAACCCCAAUUUGGCAGUGCUAUGCUGCUACUUGCUUUAUCCAGCUUCAGAUUUUUGCUGCUAGUCACUGCUAGUUAAGGGGACCUAACCUAUGGUUGAAUAUAAUAAAAGGCUGAGAUUAAAAGUUCUCAUUAUAAGUUCUCAUUUUAAGAAAGGUCUUAAGUAGAAGCCUCCCAGAACCUUCCCCUAUAUAUAUAGGUGGCGUGUCCAAAUUCACUGAAGAAGAAACAUCCUAAAAGUCCUGGAGAAUAAAUUGUUCCCCAUACGAGCUCUCAUACCUUAUUACCACCUUAUCUUCCUUUUACCCAGAUUCUUCUCAAAAAAAGGUAAGGGCAUCUUUAAAAUGGUAUAUAUUCCACAUUUACUUGCAUCCAUAUCUAACUAUCUAGACAUUGUUCAAUGCACGGUCACUACUCACUAGUCACUACGUCCACUAGAUGGUGGGUUCUGUGUAUCUGAAGAUAGGAUUUUCUGAUAUUGUGAUUUCAUCCGUGUUUAGUUUUGGACCUUUGUUAGACAUUUGGUGAAAGUUCUUUCACAUGUGUUUUUAG
Molecule: messenger RNA, 1302 nt
Organism: Cuscuta europaea
Lineage: Eukaryota; Viridiplantae; Streptophyta; Magnoliopsida; Solanales; Convolvulaceae
Source: the annotation of a GenBank genome assembly